Messenger RNA from Helobdella robusta, 1617 nucleotides. RefSeq lists its product as hypothetical. Gene Ontology annotation, molecular function: protein binding. The transcript is spliced from 3 exons. The record is from RefSeq and is a predicted model, not a curated record. Bases 1 to 1617 code for a protein of 538 amino acids. NCBI's taxonomy places the organism in Eukaryota, Metazoa, Annelida, Clitellata, Rhynchobdellida, Glossiphoniidae.
AUGGUUUCAAUGAUAUUCCCAGAAAAAUUAUUCAAAUGUAGUUUUUUAUGUUGCACAACGGUAGAAGCUGACGUGAACAAAAUAGAAUCCGGAGGAAGCAGUCCGUUAAUGGAAGCCACAAGGAUUGGCAACCUGCACAUGUGCGAAUUGUUGGUUUCUAACGGGGCCGACGUGAAUCAGCCGUGCCCCAACUACAACAACGCCACUCCAAUCAUCAUCGCAGCCAUUUUUAAUAGGGCAGAAGUUGCUUCUUUCCUAUCUGACAAUAGAGCCAAAUUGGAUUUGGAAACAUCCGACAAGAGAUGCGCCUUGACCGAAGCCUUCCGUAACGACAAUUUGAAAAUAGUUGAAACCGUGUUAAGAGGUAGUUUGGGUCAGUCAUUUGCUGAUCGGACCAGUUUUACUUACAGCAUGGUCGUCAAAUAUCAGAGGCCCGACAAAAAUAUGAACACAAUUUUGAAGCUGAUUGGAGAAGAAUUAAAACAGCAGGACGAAGCCAGAAAAUUGAGAGACGCAGAACUAAAGAAAAAACUUCAAAAAUCUAACAGCUUUACGAGGCAACAAUCUGAAUUGUAUCAUAAUUGGGAGAAAAAGAAAAACAUUGCCAACAACUCUAAAAACAAUAACAACAACAACAAUAAUAAUUCAAAUUUAAAUAAUAACAACAACAACAAAAACAGUAACGGAACUAGCAGUUACUCCGAUGAAGAUUAUGCAAACAUCAACGAAGUUAAAAAAGUGUCCAAUGUGAAAGAUGUCCAAUUUGUAAAAAUCGAUGAAAAUAUCAUUGAAGAGCAAAUCCAAAAGGUUUCCAAAAGUGAACUUAAUGCUUUACCGUUUAACGAUCUGGAAAACAUGAAAAAAACAACAGACACUUCGUCGUCAAAUAUUAACAACAAUGCCAGGAGUAAUUUCGAUGGCUUUAAACCGAUAUUAUCAACUUUUAAAAAUACAUUAGAGGUAAAUAAAAAUCAGCUCUAUGAAGAAACAGCCUCAAAAGUGAAAAAUGUUUUUGAUGAAAAUGCAAAAAAAAUGCAAGAAAAGUUCUCAACUUCAAUAUCUGACGUCGGGAAAAGAUUGAAUGACGACAUGCAAAAGCCUAUCCAAAAUCUCAUCAACGAUACUUCCGCUUCAUUCAAGUCUGCUUUGGACAAUGAACAAAACGAAGCAGUAAUUUCCGUUAAACCAGUCUUAUCUAAUUUCCAACCACCAAAUCAACAACAACGUUAUCAUCAACAAUAUUAUCCACUAGAAAACCAUCAACAACAUUAUCAACAACCACAUUAUCCAAAACAAUAUCAGCAGCAACAAUAUUUACAUCCACAAAAUCGUUACAUAGACGAUCCAAAUGAUUUUAGAAGCAACGAAGAAGCCGAAGAUUGGGAAGAUGAAACUGGCUUCCAAGAGCAGUACUACCCAGCAUCAAGUUUGGAGAAUGAAGGACCUGGUCUUAUGACAACUCCCAUUUUGGGACGAUGUGCGCAGGUUCGAUACAACUAUGCCCAAGCAGAUUUGUAUUUGAGAGAUGUCGUAAAAACUGGAAGUGCUCCGAGGUUUAAUGUCAAAUCGUCCCUUGGUCAAAUAAGGCACCUGGAUAACGUAGAACAAGAUGAAUAA